This is a messenger RNA of Ictalurus furcatus (blue catfish), 1860 nucleotides long. RefSeq names its product 5'(3')-deoxyribonucleotidase, mitochondrial-like. Gene Ontology annotation, molecular function: 5'-nucleotidase activity. The record is from RefSeq and is a predicted model, not a curated record. The transcript has 6 exons. The coding region runs from base 665 to 1492 and encodes 275 amino acids. NCBI's taxonomy places the organism in Eukaryota, Metazoa, Chordata, Actinopteri, Siluriformes, Ictaluridae. Gene Ontology annotation, biological process: pyrimidine deoxyribonucleotide catabolic process.
CCAAAAUGGCGGACGCGUUGACGUAUUGCAGUAGCAAGCAACAGCGGCUAAUGCGGAACAUACAGUUAGUUCGUUCUACGGAAACGCGGUACAGCUCACCAAGAUUAAGCUAUUUUGGUGUUAAAACCACCUAGAAACAGCAGGGACAAAAGAACAGUGAGCUAAAGUUGAAGUGAGAGAGUACUGAGGGUGGUGGGAGCUACACAGCUGACAUAUUGAAUGACCGCAGAGAGAGAGAGAGAGAGAGAGAGAGAGAGAGAGAGAGAGAGAAAUACAAACUGCACUGCUGUAAACAAGCCCAAACCCCAGCGGUGCACACACAGACACCGGGCGAAUGCCUGGAGAGGUCAACACCAUUUCUCCAUUCAGAACUUCACUAAACUCGGUCUAACAACAACAGAAACGUGCGGUUGCGGAACACAGAGCAGGAGCGGAGUGAAAGUGCGGCACACAGGCCGAGUUUAACCGGCUACAGGACCACAGCAGCGGGGGAGGGAGAGGGACCGGGACCGGGACCGCCGCUCCCACGGUCAUUCAGUGCUAAACAAUUCAAUGAAAAGCGACUCUGUGUUAAAGCACAACAAAAGGGCAGGUCUAAAGAGAACAUCUCCACAGAUCUCUGUGGGCUGACCGCGGUGAGGGAGGGAGUUAAAGCCCGGACACGAUGGCGCUGGAGCUGCGGAGAAGGACCGCGCGGCUGCUGCUGCUGCUGCACCACCGAGGCGCUGCGGUGUCUCUCCGCAGGAACUGUGCGGGAAAGUGCCCCAACACCAGGCUGCGCAUCUUGCUCGACAUGGACGGCGUUCUUGCGGAUUUCGAGGGGGGAUUUUUAAAGAAAUAUAGAGAGAGAUACCCGAACGAGCCGUACAUCAGCCUGGAGGAGCGCAGAGGGUUUUGGGUGUCGACUCAGUACGGAGAGCUGAGAGCAGACCUGUGUGAUAAAGCCAUCAGCAUUUGGGAGUCCAAGAACUUCUUCAUGGAGCUUGAACCUCUACCAGGAAGUGUGGAGGCUGUGAAGGAGAUGGCCAAGAUGAAGAAUACAGAUGUCUUCAUUUGCACCAGUCCAAUUAAACACUACGCCCACUGUCCAUACGAAAAGUAUGCAUGGGUAGAGAGACACCUGGGCCCCGACUUCCUGGAGAAGGUCAUUUUGACCAGAGACAAGACAAUUGUGAGUGGAGACAUCCUUGUUGACGACAAGCCGGACAUCCUUGGGCCUGGGCAACUUGCAAUUAUUGAAAGAAACGUGAAUUCUGCUCUCUACCAGAAAAUCCUAAGGCAGAAUGUCUGGUCUUCAGUCCAUAAAUCCAACCGCGACUGGAUUAUGCAGCAAGACACUGAUCAAAAGCAUAGGAGUGUGGAGCCCAAUCCAUCCUGGGAACAUGUUCUUUUCACUGCCUGCCACAACAAGCACCUGCCUGUUAGCACCACCCAGCGGCGCCUCCUGUCCUGGGCAGACAACUGGAGGGACAUCCUGGAGGGCAAGCGCUAGUGAGAGCCUGGUGUACCUCCUCAUGUUCUCACCACUGGUCAACCUCAACCUCAGGGGACCAGCAGGAAUAGCACAGAAGAUCGCAGUGGUGUAAGAAAUCAUUGCACUGUAACACUGUUCUUCUCUGUUUGGUCCAAAUUUCAAGCUUGAAACACUGCAUGAAAAGAAGCCAGGUUUAUAAGUAUGGGACAUAUAUGAGAGGACACAAGCCUGAGACAGUUCAUGAAAAAAAAUGAGAAAGAUGUAUCAACUUGCGUAGUGACAUUUGAAAGAUGUCAUGUGUGUAUGUGUGUGUGUAUAUAUAUAUAUAUAUAUAUAUAUAUAUAUAUAUAUAUAUAUAUAUAUAUAUAUAUAUAUAUAUAUAUAUA